This is a messenger RNA of Rotaria socialis, 1014 nucleotides long. NCBI's taxonomy places the organism in Eukaryota, Metazoa, Rotifera, Eurotatoria, Philodinida, Philodinidae. The record is from the annotation of a GenBank genome assembly.
AUGCUACCAACUACAACAACGACAAUGAAUAAUUCACAUGCUUCCUUAGUCAAAUUUCGACGAUACCCACCAAAAAUAUCUGAUAAUACAGUGGAACGAUGUUAUUUUGUACUAAUUCAUUUUUUCUUCUAUGCUAUUAUGUUACUCAUUGUCUAUAUUCGACUUCAGGAAUUUAGUAGUAGACAAGAAGCAAUAAUCACUGUUAUUAAUGCAAAUCAUAAUUUAAAUUCUCAUCAUACUCCUCGCGAUCAAUGGAAUAAUCAAAAAUUUAGUAGUAGUACCAAUUGUUCUUGCCAUAUAUUUUUACAUCCAACACAAGAUCCAACUACACAAUGUUUAGAAUUACAUUUUGGAUUAAAUGAAACAAUAUCGAAUGUUUUCUGUCCGAUACUACGUAAUGAUCAAGAAUAUUAUGAAUGGGUUGUUGUUCAAAGUCGACAAACUAAUUCAAUUAGUUUUAAUCGAUCUUGGCUCGAAUAUCGGCGAGGCUUUGGCAAUAGUUUAAAUCAAACUGACUUUUGGAUUGGAAAUGAAAAUCUCUAUUGGUUAACUAAUAAUUAUCAAUGUCGUCUUAAAAUUGAAUUAACCGAUUGGUACAAUGAAACUCGUGUAGCAACCUAUGAAUUAUUUCGAAUUUCAAAUCAAAGAGAUGAAUAUAGAUUGCAAAUCGGAGAAUAUAACGGAACUAUGGAACCGUAUAAUAAGGCUGAUAGUUUUUCUCGUUGGCAUCAUAAUUUUCCGUUUUCAACUUACGAUCAUUAUGCUGUAGAAAAUGUUAAUUGUUCGAACUUACAUGGCGGUGUUGGUUGGUGGUUUCAUUCCGGUACAGAAUGCGCACACGUACAACUGAAUGGACGUUUACCCACACGUACCGAUGGACUUGUACCAUUGAAUACAGGCAUUCUAUGGAUAGGCUGGAGAACUGAUCGACACUAUUCAUUUCAACAUGUUCGUAUGUUAAUUCAACCGAAAUUCAAACUUCAUCGUCGUCGACGACGACGACGACGACGAUAA